AUGAUGCGUCGUCGUCGUGAAUCAAAAUUUGAGCGACCAACACGUGCUGAUACUAUGGGUAGUGCCGUAUUCAAUUCAAAAGACACGCACAGUAUGCAUCAGUCAUUGAAUAGUGAAUUCAUGUUGUAUCAGCUUAUUCUGAAACGUAUACUAACCGAAAAAAAUAAACAGUCAACGACACCAAAUGGACUAUACGAUUAUUUCAAGCCCGAUGACGAAACUGAUCAACGUACUAUGAAAGAAUUUGAUAAGACCUAUAAACCAAGCACAGCCAUUUAUUGGUACACACGUGAAAGUUGUAUUUAUCGUAUGCUCAAUAAAGCUUUGCGAACACAAAAUAUCAACCAUUUACUGGGUUUCAGUUCCUUCGUCCGUGAUCUAUAUCAGCAGUUGGCACAAGAGCAAAUACCGUUUGUAAGAAAGCUUAAAUUCCCAAUGCUUCAAGUUUAUCGUGGGCAACUUAUUAGCAAAGAUGAAGUUAAUCGAAUGAAAUCUGGUGUCGGUCAAUUGAUUGCAAUGAAUUCAUUUUUGUCUACGAGUACAAAUCUAAAGAAAGCAUUAGAAUUCGCUACGGCUAAACCGCCACCUGUCGAUACAUUAACAUCAAUUUUACUUGAAAUUACGAUUUAUAUUGGAUCGUCGACUCGACCAUUUGCUGAUAUAAAACAUUUAAGUGCAUUUCCUACUGAAGAAGAAAUUCUUUUUAUGUUCGGUUCUGUUUUUCGUAUUGAUGAUCUUUAUGAAGAUAAAGAGAAAAAAAUUUGGCGAGUAAGAUUGACUUUAUGCAAUAAUGAUGAUGCUGAUUAUCAAGCAUUCAUGGAAACAUUAACAAAAGAUUUAAGCGGUAAAGAUGAUUUAGUAUCACUCGGUCACUACUUGCUUCAAAUGGGAAAAUUUGACGAAGCCGAAUCACAUUACCAAAUACUACUAGAAAAUAAUUUAAUUACAAAUCAAUACGAUAUAGCUACUUGUCAUCAUGGACUUGCACGAGUGAAUGCAAAAAAAGGCGACUAUGAUUUAGCAUUGAGUAAUAUUGGUACCGCAUUAGAAUAUUUAUUGAAACAGAAGAACGACAAAAGUUAUUCUCUCAUUGCACUAUGUUACAAUGACUAUGGUUCAGUAUAUAGUAAGAAAGGUAAUUAUCUAUUGGCUUUCGGUUACUAUGAAAAAGCAUUACUGACAAGAUACAACAAUAUUGCAAUAACCUAUGCUGGCAUUUCUGAAAUUCAUCUUCUAAUGGGUAAUUACCAUCUAGCAUUGGAGUUCCAAUAUAAACGUCUCGAACAACAAACAAAUACAGCACACUCAUUGAUUGCAAAUACAUAUAUUGAUAUUGGUAAAAUUUAUUCUCUAAUGAGACAACAUGAACAAGCCUCGAGCAUGUUUAAUCAAGCUAUUAGAAUUCAAAUGAGAACACUCUAUCCAGGCCAUCCUGAUAUCGGAUACACCUAUAGCGCUAUUGGAUUGAUGUAUUCAGAACUUGGUAAUGAAAAGAAAGCUUUUGAAUAUAUUCAAAAAGCAUAUCAAUUACAAUUACAAUCUUUACCGGACAAUCAUCCAGAUUUUUGUGAGACUUACACAAAUUUCGGAAAUCUAUACUUGAAAAAAGGAGAUUCAGAUCGAGCAUUGGUUUAUUUUAAAAAAUUACUUGACAGUCAAAUUAAGACAUUAUCAUCUAAACAUCCGUCAGUUGCUGAUACUUACACACUCAUCGGAAAAGUUUUCUUAGAAAAAUCCGAUUACAAACAGGCAUUAUUCUAUUAUAAAAAAUCACUCGAUUGUCAAUUGGAGAGAAAACGAUUCGGAGAUUCAUCAUUAUCGACUAUGUACCAAGUCAUAGCCGAGAUUAACGUGAAAGAUCAUGAUUUAGAUCAAGCAUUAGAAUACUAUCAUAAACUCUUGGAUAAUGAUCUAGAAAGAAAAGUAUUGGAAGAUCAAUCAUUUACUGAUACAUACAAAAUAAUCGGAGAUAUUUAUUGUGAAAAAGGUGAUUUUCGUCAAGCAUUAUUCUAUUAUUAUCGAUUACUUGAUUGUCAAUUACAAGCAAGACCAUUCAAAGAUUUAGCAAUAGUCGAGUCAUACACAAUGAUCGGAAAAAUCUAUAUGCAGAAACCAUUCGAUCAAAGUUUACUUCGUUUCAAUCUAUCUGUUGAUGAUCAAAUGCAAGCAUCUAUAUCAGAAAAUGCAUCCUUACUCUACGAUCACAUUAUUGUCGGUGAUAUUCAUUUUGAAAAACGACAUUUAGAUCAAGCAUAUACUUAUUUUAAACAGUUACUCGAAUCUCAACUGAAAAAAACGCCAUCUGAUCAUCAAGCAAUAAUUGACACUUUGAAAAUUCUUGGAAAUAUUUGUACUGAUAAACAUGAACUGGAACAAUCAUUAUAUUAUCUUCAUGAAUUAAUUAAAUAUGAAUUGCUAAGAAAACCAGUCGAUGAUCCAUCAUUAGGCAGCACCUAUAAGUUCAUAGGAAAAGUAUAUUGUGAAAAAAACUAUUUUGAAAUGGGAUUGAGCUAUUACAAUCGACUACUUGAUUCACAGUUAAAAAUGAAACCACUCAACGAUGCAUUGUUAAUCGAUUCAUAUAUAAUAAUCGGAAAAGUUUACUUGGUAAAGCCGUUCAAUAAAACAUUAGUACUAUUCAAUGCAUUGCUUGGGAAUCAAAUGCAAGUAAAUGGAUCGAUAGGUACAACAUCACCUGACAUUCUUCCAAUUAUGAGUAAUGAGUACGAUGAACAACGACAUCUAGAUCGAGUGUUCAAUUAUUUUCAACAAAUGCUCAAUAACCAAGAGAAAGCACCACUACCAAGUGACAUAUCAUUAACUGAUAUAUAUAUAAUUCUUGGAAAUAUUGCCAUUGAAAAAUAUGAUUGGAAUCAGGCAUUACUCUAUUAUCAUAAAUUGUUAGAAAAAACACUAGUAGAAAAUGCAUCGUUAAUUAACAUCUAUAAGAUCUUAGGAACUAUCUAUUAUAAAAAAAAUGAUCUCAAUCAAUCAUUAAUCUAUUAUCAUAAAGCUUUGGAUACUGAAUUAAUAGGAAAAAUAAUUGAGGAUCCGUCAUUAUCGGAGGUUUAUAAAAUUAUGGGAAAUAUUUUCUAUAAAAAACAUGAUUUACAACAAGCACUCAUCCAUUAUAAUCGAUUAUUGGAUUGUCAAUAUCGAACAAGGCCAUUCAAAGAUUCAUCUGUCGCUGAUACAUAUUCAAUGAUCGGAAAGAUCUACUCGGAGAAACCAUACGAUAAGACUUUACUCCGUUUUAGUACAUUCGUUACUGAUGAUAAGCGAACACCUUCAUCGAACGAUACAACCAUACUUAACGAUCAUACUAUGAUAGCUAAUAUUCAUUUCGAAAAACGGCAUGUAGGUGAAGCAAUGAAGUAUUUUCAAAAAAUAUACAAGAAGCAGUUAGAAACAGUGCCAUCAAAUCACCCGUCAUUACUCGAUUUAUAUAAAAUUCUCGUGAAUAUUUCUAUGGAAAAGAAUGAAGUCGAUCAAGCAUUAAGCUACUUCCACAAGUUACUGAAAAUCGAGUACGCGAAAAAACCGGUAGACGACCCAUCUUUUAUUAGAAUCUACAGAGUCAUGACACAUAUUUAUUUGCAAAAAAAUAAUGCUGAUAAAGCAGCACAUUAUGUUAAUCGAUUGCUUGAUUGUCAAUUCCAAAAAAAGGAAUUAAAUCGUUCAUCUCUAGCAGACGCAUACAUGAUGAUGGGAGAAAUUUACUUUAGUCAUAGUCAUUUGGAUCAAACGAAACGUUCUCUCAGUAGAUUGUACGAGACUGAACCAGAAAGAAUACCAUCAAUGAAUGAUGUUUACAAUGUUGUUCAAAAUGCUUUUAUAGAGAGACGUCAUUUAGAUGGAGCAAUAAACUAUUUUAAAGAAUUGCUUCUUAAUAAGCGACAAACAUUAUCAAAACAGGAUCCAUCAUUAAUCAAAAUUCAAAAAAUUAUCAGAAAUAUGUAUUUGAAUAAACGUGAUUUUCACCAAGCAUUAGCAUUUUUUCAACAAUUACAUGAUGAUCAAUUUCGAAGCAAUCCUGCAGGAGAUUUGGUGUUAGCUGAUAUCUACGAAAUCAUUGGAACUAUGUAUUCUGAGCUUGGCAUGCCUACUUUAGCUUUGGAAUAUUAUAGACACUCUUUGUCAAUCUACGAGCGAAUGGGUACGUCACAGAAUGGCGCAAUUAAAAAACUGAAGAAUGCAAUGCGCAAGCUUAUCGUAUCCGAUGAAACACUAUAG
Rotaria sp. Silwood2 is the source of this 4233-nucleotide messenger RNA. The record is from the annotation of a GenBank genome assembly. Lineage: Eukaryota; Metazoa; Rotifera; Eurotatoria; Philodinida; Philodinidae.